AGAGGUAAAAUAUGAACGGUUUUAUGUUACUUUUGACUAAAUCACUUAACACAAACUUCUUGAGAAGAGCGGGAAUUGGGAGCCGGUGUUGUCUUUGAGCAAUCGUUCCACGGUUUGGCGACCCUGAAAGAGACCACACGCUGGCCGUGAUGAAAAUUUUUGCCUAUUGACUAGCGGCGGCCGUAUUAUAUAAAUUCUCUUUCCUUUUUUGCACUUUCUUAUGUUGUGGGGUGUCAGGCUGGGAGGCCGAAGGUCAUUUGACCGGUGAAAGGCGGCGGAAGGUAGGUCACCCUGUUCACGUGGGGUUUGCUUCCUCUCAUGAAACACAGUUUAGAAUAGAACAUUUUAAUAAAACGCAUUAGGCGUACUACAUCACAAUUAUUACAGCUUCAAGUUUUGCAUGAUCUUGAAUGAUUCACAAUUUUUUUAUACUUUACACGCUACGCCGCCACGAAUUCAUAAUCAUGGUUUUCUUAUCAAUAAUGUUUCCAUUUUUCCUGGUUUAUGAUUUAAAAAUUUGCAUAGAGUAAAACAAACUUUAGUUCUCUUUGGAACCUGUUAUAAACAAUGCCUUACUUCGAGGUUGUUGCAAUACUGGCGUCAAUCGCGAUUCUCGGCAUCAACACCAUCACAAGCAUAGCUAUCGCGAAGAAGAAAGGGCUCAAGAAGCCAAUCCAUACAUUUAUUCUCGGAAUGGCUAUCGCAGAUUGGAUGGUCGGCGUAUUCAUUAUGUUUGAUCUGAUUUGUCGAUCAAGCUUUAAGAAUGAUGACAAGGAAACGUACCUAGACUAUUUCGUUCACUGCAUAAUUCCUACAUACCCGCUGUUGGUUGCUAGCUUCGCGUCUAACAUAUUCCAAAUUGUAAUUGCAUUCGACCGAUAUACAUCUGUCGUGAAGCCGAUUGAGCACAGGAACUUCAUAACAAAGCGGGUUGUCAAUGGUACGUUUUUAGGAACAUUUUUACUAUCAGCCUUUUUGAGCAGUAUGCCAAUUUAUUGGAACAAUUUUCGAGGCCACAGUAAUAAUCAAUCCAAUCAAUCAUGCAUACUCCUGACCUUAAAUAAAUAUUUUUCUAUGGGGAUCAUCCUCCCAGCGUAUCUGGUGACUUUUUGCUGCUUGAUUUUCAUCUACAUUCAAGUAUAUCGGGUUGCUGUCACCAAACCUGUUAACGAAAAACAAGCAAUUAUGAUGGUCGCUGUGAUUCUGUCUUGUUACUGCAUCUUCUGGCUUCCGCAACUCGUGUGCAUGAUUGUCCUUGUUAAUAAUGAUGCCAAAAAAGAAGAGAUCGAUCAUUUGUUGGAAGUAUACAACUGGCUAUUGCUCCUUGCAUUCUGCAACUCGUUGGUAAAUCCAAUAAUAUAUUCGUGGCGAAUGCCUGAGAUCAAGAAAUCGGUGUACAAGACCCUUCACUUGAAAACUACUGAAGAUUCAAAUAGUAACGUAGAUGUAGAUGAAUCUUAAUUGUGAAAAUUAAUUUCUAUUGUCUUAUUAAACAGUUAGUAGCAUGUUGAUCUCAUCCUUACAAUAUGAACCAUGUAUUUUAAAUUAGUUAUUUUGUUUUUUAUUUAGUUUUAAUACAAUAUAAAAUAAUAUCAAAUAACAUAUGCCUGAAUUUAUUUGUGCGGGUAGGAAAAAGGAAACUGUGUAUUUAUGUCUGCCUGAUAAUAUGUUUCCUGGAGGUAUCUCUUAAAAAACCAGUUUGUCAGUUUAAUUAAUAACAGCAAAAUAAAUUAAUCGCGGAAUGAAAUAUGUCGACUCUUUCAAAUUGUUGUGUCGUAGCUACUACAAUCUAUGUAUUUGCCACUCUUGGUGUGAACACCAUCACUAUUAUCGCAGCGGUAACGAAAAAAAACGGCUCGAGAAACUAUCGUACAAAUUCAUCAUUGGAGUUGCUGUUCCGACUGGAUGGUGACACACAACAUUCAAUUCAACUAAACCUGUAACUAAAUAUUCUUGAAUUUUUUUACCAGGUGGGCGUUUUCAUCGCCGCUGACUUUACUUACAUUUUUUUAAGAGCAUCGUGUGAAGGAGUCCUGCGCAAAAUAUUUAUGCCCCUGCUUUUUGCCUACUUUUCUGCUCUUGCUAUCAAGCGAUGCCUCUAAUGCUUUCAAGAUGGUCAUUGCAUUCGACCGUUGCAUGUCAGUCAUGAAGUCUUUGCUGCACCGAAACUUUCUUACUGAAAGGUAAAAUUGAUUAUACUCUUUAGUUUGAGAUAAUUUGUACUUACUAUCAGUUAAAUGGUUCUAAUUUUUUAGACUUGCGACUUUUAUAAUUGAAAAAAAAUCGUUUUAUUUACUUAUGCCGGUCUGUUUAUGAAUUUGAGAGGGCUGGCGAGGCCCAUUUCAGUAUUACGCUAUACUUUACAUUAUGAGGAAAAUUAAAAUGUUAUGUGUGUAUGUUCAACAUUAUUAAAGCAAACCUCACAUAUAUAAGAAAGUCGAUGCGAUUCUGGCUUGCCAUAUUGUUUGCUGGUUCCCGCACUAACUGUGCACGCUUCUUGUUUUAGAGGACGCGCUCCCGAAAAAGAACCUCAUCAAUCAAGAAGAGCACAAAAGCCUGGCGCUUUACUUAAUUUACCAUCGGAUGGUGUUGCUGGCCUUCUCCGUUAAUUCUUGAAUCUAUUGGUUUACUCGUGGUGGAU
Messenger RNA from Cloeon dipterum, 2641 nucleotides. Its product is annotated as adenosine receptor A2b-like. Gene Ontology annotation, biological process: G protein-coupled receptor signaling pathway. Gene Ontology annotation, cellular component: membrane. The transcript has 5 exons. The record is from RefSeq and is a predicted model, not a curated record. The coding region runs from base 568 to 1461 and encodes 297 amino acids. Lineage: Eukaryota; Metazoa; Arthropoda; Insecta; Ephemeroptera; Baetidae. Gene Ontology annotation, molecular function: G protein-coupled receptor activity.